This is a messenger RNA of Microtus ochrogaster (prairie vole), 1215 nucleotides long. Its product is annotated as killer cell immunoglobulin-like receptor 3DL1. The record is from RefSeq and is a predicted model, not a curated record. The coding region runs from base 1 to 1215 and encodes 404 amino acids. Lineage: Eukaryota; Metazoa; Chordata; Mammalia; Rodentia; Cricetidae. Gene Ontology annotation, cellular component: plasma membrane. The transcript is spliced from 6 exons. Gene Ontology annotation, biological process: immune response-regulating signaling pathway.
AUGGAUAAGGGUUUAUUUGCUGAAGCAAGAGAUGACUCCAAAGCAUUACUGAAAGCGCACCUCAAUAUGGGAAUUAAUGCCAAACCUUCACUGUCUGCCUGGCCAAGCCAUGUUGUUCCUCGAGGACAGAAUGUGACCCUCACUUGUGACACUCACAAUAAGUUUAACACAGCCAUGUUGUACAAAGAGCAUGAAGAUCCUAAACUUCAGGUCUAUAAAAGAAUGGUCAAGAAAAGUAUUAUUUUGGGACCUGUGACCCCAGCAUUUGGAGGAACAUACAGAUGCUAUAUUUAUAGUUAUAAAGGUCAAUACCAUAAUGAACUCUCAUCACCCAGUGAGCCUCUGAAGAUCAUAAUUUCAGGAAUCUACAGGAAACCUUUCCUCUUGGCCCUACCAACUCCCCUGGUAAAAUUAGGAGAGAAGGCGACAUUGAAGUGCCUAUCAGAGAUUAUGUUUGAUGCUUUCACUUUGACUUCACAUAGAAUGGGAGUAAUCAAGAACUCUUACCAGCUCUCUGCAGAAGCUCAUAUUGGAGGGUCCCAUGCCAACUUCCCAAUAGGUCCUGUGACAACUGACCAUGCUGGGACUUACACAUGCUAUGGUUCUUACAAGCAAACACCAUAUGAGUGGUCUGAAUCCAGUGACCCUGUUGACAUAAAGAUCACAGGUUUAUUUAAGAAACCAUCUCUGUCUUCCCUGAGGCAACAUGAGAUGACAUCAGGAGAGAACAUGAUCUUGUCCUGCACCUCUGACCAUCAGUUUGACAUGUUCCAUCUGUCCAUGAAAGGGGUGCCUCUGGGACAUGGGUUGCCUGCAGAGCAGAGCCACAGUGGGACAUUCCAGGCCAACUUCCUUCCUGUUCCUUUGAUCCAGACAGAGACGUAUAGAUGCUAUGGUUCUUUCAGGAACUCUUCCCAUGUGUGGUCAUCCCCAAGUGACCCAUUGUUCCUGUCUGUCUCAGGAAUAUUAAAAAGAGGCCAGAAAGAGACAUCUAAGGAGCCUGAGAAACUGAACUUGGAGGAAAACAGGUAUGUGAUCUUCAUUGACUUAGGCCAGGAGAGGGCCACUGAGGAACAUGAAAGAAAAGAAAUGCUGGAAGUGACAUACACAGAAUUUGAACAGUUGACAUUCACACAAUUGACCAUGCCCGAUACCGAGCAGCCCCAAGAAUUUUGCAAAGAGAUCAGUGUGGACAUGGUAGUUAUGAAACAAUAG